GAUGCUUGUGGACUCUCUGGUUAAUUUAAUAUAACCUAUUUUCAAAUAUUUGCUUCUGACUCCCGGCAAACCCGAAAAUACACACACAAAAAAAAGGAUAAACCAGAGUUUUAAUGGCUACUCUGUACUGCUACUCUCUCCACUGCGAUUUCCGUUAGCCAUCCCUCCAUGGGAACGAGAAAGAUUCAAGAUGUUUUCGCCUCAGAUCACGACUCUCCCGACUCAGAGGUUUGGCGGCAAUACUCAAAGCAUCGUUCAUGCUGGGUCCAUCUUGCAGCCAGUGUGCAUGCACUUCCAAGGAGAAUAACCAGACAAGAAGCCGAAGAUAUUAGGAGAUUCGAAUUUACCUCCCCAUGUUUUUGGGAUGAUUUCCCUCACCGUGAGCGGUCGAAGAGAGUCACUAGCGAUAAGACCACAAUCCCAAAGCAAAAGAGGAAGCUAGACACCGACAUGUUUGAGCGUUACUUGGAGAGUUUAUGGAGGAACUUAUCAGAAGAUAAGAAGACUUCCUUCACAUAUCUUGACUCCUUGUGGUUUGCUUUGUAUAGAGGAACCACCAAAACAAAGGUGUUGAUGUGGAUUAAGAAAAAGAACAUUUUUUCGUGGAAAUAUGUUUUUGUUCCCAUUGUUUGCUGGCAUCAUUGGAGUCUUUUGAUCCUGUGUAACCUUGGAGAAAAUCUACAAUCAAAAACCAGAACACCAUGUAUGCUGCUUCUGGAUUCACUUGAAAUGACAGACCCCAAGCGUCUUGAACCCGAUAUAAGGAAGUUCUUGUUGGACAUUUACAGAUCAGAGGGCAGGCCAGAGAAAGAAGAGUUGAUUUCAAAGAUUCCUCUUCUGGUGCCUAAGGUUCCACAGCAGAGGAAUGACGAGGAUUGUGGAAUCUUUGUUCUUUAUUUUAUAAAUCUAUUUGUAGAAUGUGCUCCUGAAAAUUUUAGCAUUUUUGAGGGCUACCCUUACUUUAUGAAGCAAAACUGGUUUAAUUAUCAAGGCUUUGAAAGGUUCUGCAAGAAAGUCCUAUCAUUCUGUUCGUGAACUUUGUGUAUUUGGUUGCUGAAACCUUUACUGUAGUCACACAAGGGGGCAUGCAGAUUGCAUAUCCUCGGUCACCGGCUAACAUGUCCAUCUUUGUUAGUUCCAGUCUUUCAGAAAUUUAUGUGAAUUUCAGGUACAGUAAUCCAAGGAUAUACAUGAUUGAUGUGUAAAUUGUCAGAUGAUGGUAUAAACAUAGGGCUCUUUGGAUGCAUUGGCCAUCCAAAUGAAAAUACAGCAUAUCCAAAAGGUAUUUCCCUAAAUUGAGGAAGCAUUUUUGGAAAACAA
Messenger RNA from Nelumbo nucifera (sacred lotus), 1320 nucleotides. Its product is annotated as Cysteine proteinases superfamily protein. The record is from RefSeq and is a predicted model, not a curated record. Gene Ontology annotation, molecular function: cysteine-type peptidase activity. Gene Ontology annotation, biological process: proteolysis. NCBI's taxonomy places the organism in Eukaryota, Viridiplantae, Streptophyta, Magnoliopsida, Proteales, Nelumbonaceae.